AUUGCCUAAAACUAAAUUGUGAAUGUGAUAAAGACCCCAUCCUGGCAAACCUAAGGCUGCUGUGAUAAUGAAAGCGCUGGGCAGAAUUUCGUACCACAUUUUCACAAAUUAUCGGACUAAGCAAAGUAGCAACAAUUUCGUAAUUCGAAUGACAGUAAACUGUGUAUUACCAGAGUCACUACCAAAAUCCUCCCAGCUGAUAGCAAAGUGUGACCAAAUAAUGAAUAAUGCAGUUAUCGGGUCAUCAAAAAUGGCAGACGCACCGAUCGACUGUGAUUUCCCCGUUUGGGGAUUAAUGCCGAAAAAAGAAACGGGAGUUGUAUCGUUUAUCACCAAAAAUCCAAUUUAUGAUGGAAGAGAUACCGUUAUUGCUAUUUUCGAUUCCGGCGUCGACCCAGCGGCUGCUGGACUUACGGUAACAAGUACGGGUGAAACGAAGGUAAUUGAGAGGUACGACUGCAGUGGCUGCGGCGAUGUAGACACUAGUACUAUCAUUAAAAAAGUCUCCGAAGGGUGCAUUACCGGUCUCACGGGCCGCAAACUGAAGAUCCCAGAAAAAUGGAAGAAUCCAUCAGGGACAUGGAGAGUGGGUAUCCUACACCCAUUCAGUAUAUACCCAACAAAACUGAAGGAGCGCAUGCAAGAGCAUCGCAAGGAACAUAGCUGGGACAUCGGGUACAAGCCAGCUUUCGCUGAAGCUAACAAGAAUUUGCAAGAUUUUGAAACUGAUGUUGUGGCCAAGAAUCCAGUAUUGAGCCCGGAGGACAAAAUCCAAAAGGAGGAGUUAGAAGCCAGGGUGGAAGUUUUGCAGACUGCAGAGAAGAAGUACAAUGAUGUCGGACCUACAUAUGACUGUGUGUUGUUCCAUGAUGGAACUGUCUGGAGAGCAUGCAUUGACACUUCAGAAUGCGGCGACCUGGCCUCAGGUCCGUUCCUGGGCGAGUACAGCGUUACCCAAGAACACACGCACCUCACGCCCUUUGACGAGAUGACUAUCAGCAUCAAUGUCCAUGAUGAAGGACAAACUCUUGAGGUCGUUGGCAUGUGCUCAACCCACGGCACCCACGUAGCGGCGAUUGCAUCAGGCUACUUCCCCGAUGAACCGGAGCGUAAUGGCGUGGCCCCCGGUGCUAAGAUCGUCUCCCUCACCAUCGGAGACAGUCGCCUGGGGUCCAUGGAAACUGGCACGGCACUCGUGCGAGCUUGCAUUAAGGUCAUGGAACUGUCCAAGAAAAUGAAGAUUGAUGUUAUUAAUAUGAGCUACGGAGAACAUGCGCAUUGGUCUAAUGCUGGUCGUAUUGGCGACAUAAUCUGCGAGGUAGUGAACCGUUACAACGUGUCGUGGGUAGUGUCGGCCGGGAACCAUGGGCCCGCGCUCUGCACCGUCGGGGCCCCGCCAGACAUUGCACAGCCUAUACUUAUUGGAGUAGGUGCGUACGUGUCCCCGGAGAUGAUGUCUGCGGCGUACUCGAUGCGGGCCCGGCUGAGCGGCGGCGCAUUCAGCUGGUCGUCGCGCGGGCCGGCGGCCGACGGCGCCAGCGGACUCACCGUCUGCGCGCCCGGCGGGGCCGUGGCCGCCGUCGCCAGAUUCACUCUAAGAAAUUGUCAGUUAAUGAACGGAACAUCGAUGGCAGCACCACACGUUGCGGGUGCAGUCGCAAUGCUCGUCUCAGGACUGAAGGCAAAAAACCUCGCAUACUCUCCGUACUCCAUCAAGCGUGCGUUAGAGAACUCUGCUACUUACUUGUCACACGUCGAGCCCUGGGCACAGGGCUGUGGACUGCUCAAUGUUGAGAAGGCCUUCGACCUGCUGGGCGAGUACUCAAGCGCUCCAGAACGUGACGUGACCUUCAGUAUCCAGUGCGGACCCAGCAAUGCCAAGGGAAUACUACUGAGGCCGCGGGUCGACGACGUACCCAAGGACAUCGGCAUCACUGUCGAACCACACUUCCUACAGGACCAUAACGACAUGGAGAACAAGUCAGUAAUUCCGAAGCAGAUAGCGUUCGGUAUGAGACUGGCUCUGUCCUGCGACGCGGCCUGGCUGUCGUGUCCGCAGUACUUGGACAUGAUGAACGCGGCCAGGCCUUGGACUGUACGCAUCGAUACUACUGGACUUAAACCUGGACCACAUUUUACUAGAAAAUUUACAAAUUACGCCAUUGUGUUACACUAUGUAGACAACAUGAUUAAGGUAACAUCUGCAAAGCGGCUCUGUUGGGAGUCCCAAAUGGUCUAUCGAAAGUUAUUAGGAGACAAUAUCGUGGCGUACGACGUGUCGGCGGUGUCGAGGGGCCCGGUGUUCCGCGUCCCGGUGUCGGUGUUCCAGCCGGAGCCGCUGUCGCUGGCCAGCGCCGCGCCGCCCGCGCUCGCCGCCAGGGACGUACUGUUCCAACCGGCCACCAUCGUUCGCCACUUCGUUAUAGUCCCACCUGAAGCGACGUGGGGCGUCCUAAAGAUCUCAACAGAAGAUAAAGAAAAGACUGGUAGAUUUUUAAUACACACAAUGCAGUUAUUGCCUAAGAAGAGUUGCAGAUGUCACGAGACACAGAAGAUGAUUAAUGUUACUGCAGAAGCACCCACAGUGUUACCCUUCCAAGUUGUUGGCGGCGUAACACUAGAAGUAGUAAUAGCGAAGUACUGGGCCAACAUCGGCGACCUGGUGACGUCGUACAGCGUGGAGUUCCACGGCCUGCAGCCAGACUUCGGCAACAAGCUCGUCAUCAGCGCCGCCGACGGAGUCCGCGCCGUCACCCUGCGCGCGCUGCGCCUGCAGGACGUACAGCCCACGGCGCAGCUCAAGUACCUGGAGCCGGCCGUCAGGCCGUCAGAAUCGAAAAUCACCCCGUUAACAGCUCGUGAUGUAAUUCCGCCCAGUCGACAGAUAUAUCAACUAGUCAAUACUUAUAAUUUCCACAUUGCUAAGGCCACAGAGGUGUCACCAAUAAUAUCAUUACUGUGCGACAUGUUGUAUGAGUCGGAGUUCGAGUCCCAAAUGUGGAUGUUGUACAAUAGUUGUAAACAACUCAUGGCUACUGGCGAUGCUUAUCCUUCUAAGUACUCCGUGAAGCUGGAGAAGGGCGAGUACACGCUGCGGCUGAACGUCCGCCACGACAGCCGCGCGCUGCUGGACCGCCUGCAGGACCUGCCCGCGCUCAUACAGCAGCGCCUGCCCGCGCCCAUCGCGCUCGACGCAUUGACAGGUGGCAAGAAAUACAAUUCAGGAUCAUUAGCAAGUGGGAACCUUCUACCUCUUUAUUUCACAACUAUACCUGCAGAUAAACUGAGCCGGUCGUCGCUGUCGGUGGGCGUGUCGCUGUCGGGCAGCGUGUCGUUCGCGCGCGAGGAGGGCGCGCGCCGCGUGGCGACCUACCCGCUGCAGUACGUGCCGCUGGACGCGCCGCGCCGGGCGCCCGCCGCGCGCGACAAGGACAAGCCCAAGCACGACGACUACAUGGACGCCUACAAGGACUUCACCACCGGCUGGCUCGCCAAGCUAGAAGGCGACAAGUUAGAACAUGUUUAUGAAGAGUUAGUAGAGAAGUUCCCAGGCUACUUAGGGGCGCACAUCUCAUAUCUAAAUGCACUCGACUCACCUACUGAUACCAAGAAACUACCUCAUGCGAAUGAAGACCCCGAUGUUACGACAGCGUGGUGCGAACAGAUGAUUACUAUUGCUGAAAAGGUUAUAAAGGCUAUUGACCAGGACAAGUUGUUAGCCUACCUCGGCAUGAAGAACGAUACUAGGAGUGACGCCAGUAAGAUUAAGCAGGAGCAAGAGAAGCAGCGCGGCUACCUGGUGGAGGCGCUGUCGCGGCGCGGCACGGCGCUGUGUCGCGUGCGGGCACUGUCCCGCGGGGCGGCCGCCGGGGACGCGCUGCGGGACAACAUGCAGGACCUGCUCAAGUACACCGACCUCACGGACGCCAAGGCGAUUCACUACGGCGUAUGGCACUGCUUUACAUUCAAGCAAUGGGGCCGAGCCAUCAAGUUGCUCACGAAGAUACAAGAGGAACGUCCUUCCAAGGAAGUGGAGGAGAGGCUCAUAGAGGCAUACCAACAACUCGGGUGGGACUUCUAUGCCAAGGCCGCGCAAGGCGCCAUACCUAUUAAGUACCCAGCCAACUAUAGACCAUUUUAAGCAUAUGAUAGUCUGACCAUACACAGGGCAAGUUUCAAUUUGUACUGAGAGAUUUUUAAUGUUAGAAUUACGGGUAAAUAUAGAAAAAAGUUUUGCUUGACUUAUAUUUCACGAAAUAUUUAUUGACUCUUGUCUUCUUACAGCACGGUUUUAUACAGUUUCAUGUAAAACAGUCUUCGUAGUAAAUUCUUUCUUUUCUGCUGACAGAACUUUUAAUUACUAUUUUUUACACUGUCUUACAAAUUAUUUUUCUUGAGGACAUCAUAUACGGGUAUAAUAUGUCCCAAGUCUUGUGAAUAGUUUUCUCCAGGGGAUAAUAUUUGGUCAUUUCUAUCAGUACACAUUGAAACUACAAAAUAUUUAUAAACAAAGUUAUGCUUAAAGUUUAAAGCAGUUUGCUUCGCGAAAGUUUGUACCGUACACGUUGUGGAUUUGGAACAUACUGUUGUUUUAUAUCGCAAGUAUAUUCAUAAGAAAUAAAAAUAAUAACAAACUUAUUAUAAUGCCCCGUUUUGAUUGAAAUACAGUUUUAUAAUGUUCUUAGAAAUUUUAUAUGAAGACGCGAAUAGUCAACGAUUGUAUUGUUGCAAACAAGUUCAAAAUGAAAAUUCUAGACUGUUAAUUCUUCCUAGCUAAACUUUUAAUAUUGUUACCUCAAUUAAUUCGUUGUCUUCCCCUGUCUUUCCAAGGAUUCAAUGAAUUAAUUUGUGUUCACAUGCAAUUUUAAACUGCAUGUUUAUCUUAUCGUUUACUUGUUAACAAAAUGUUUAAAGUCUGCUACAAUGCAAUAGUAAAGUACAUAGACAGGUUGCUUACGCGGCAACAAGUCGACACUGUUGUUCAAUUACAUAUUCUUAUCAUAUAGACAAUACAUUUUAUGUCUACUCAAAUCUAUAGAAGAUAAUAGAAACAAUAUAAAUUAUGUCCUUUUAAAGUUUUAGAAUGAAUUGAAAUGCGCACUGCCGGAGUGUUAAUAACAUAAAUAAAUAUUUAAAUAAUAUUAGGAGAUUGUUUUAGUGACAUAAGCUUGGAUCGUGGGCACUGUGCCCAAAGCUGGGCAAGCUUACAUGCUUGAAAGACCAAGGAGUUUUCUAUUGAUUGACGUAGAAAGGAGUUACUGAUUCAUUGAGUAAGUAUUAAUUAUAUUAUUUAAUUUUUAUAAUGUAAGUUACAUGAAGGUAUCUCAAUAAUAUUACUUGCCUCAUUUAAUUAUUGCAUUUAAAUGUAUGUGCAUACAGUCCAAUUUAGAAAUGCAAAGCUUUUAUACAUUUUUGUACCAAGUUAUUGUUAGUAAUGAAUAGAAGAUUCCUUAGUCAAAUUGUAUGUUAACAAUAGUCGGUCGUUUGUGUUAAAUAAGCCAUUUUAUAGUUUUAAUUUUUAAUACAAAUUGUAAUGACAGGGUGCUCUAUGUUGUGCUCAAAAUAGUUCAAUGUUUUAAUGGACACAUGAUUACAAUGUUAAAUAUAUUUAUUAUUUGUGCCCAGAACGUCAAGUGAAUUUAUUUACUGUAGAUACAUGAGUAUCUGGGGAUGUACCGUCUUAAUGAAAUUAAUAUUUAUUAAACAGCGACCGAGAUUAUAAUUUCAGUUCUUGGACUGACGUUUUCUCUCGUUUAGUAUGAAUAUAGUGUAGUAACGGUUCUAGUAUAUUAAUAGUACUUAUGUUAACAGCUUACACAUUGUGUCUGUUUCUCUGUAGAUAUUUCAUAGUCGAAUAUUGGCCAACCGGGUACAAACUCCAACACCAAUUUCUAGGCCAAUGGCCAAUAAGAUAGUUAUAGCAAUAUUAUCUCAAGUACACACAGUUCUAAAUAACCAAAUAAUGCAAUAUUCUAGUUAUAAGUACCACUUUAUAAAGGCUUGAUGAACAGUACACGAGGCGAUCAUAAUAAAUAUAUUCUGGGUGAAUUUAAUGAUGUAUUAAUGAAUUUUUACACGAUUUAUAUAUGAAUUUUUAUGUGGCAUAUUUUAAUAUUGAAAUGGUUGGGUGGUGACAGGAUUUUAAUACGGUAGACAAGUUUGUGACCUCAAUAACACUUCCAUUAACUUUCUUAGGCUUAUAACAGACAAAAAUAAAAGAUUGAUGACAAAAUGCAGAUACAUUUGUCUCUUCGAAGCUAUUCAUUUGUCAUCCAUGGUACAUUUCCUGCUAAACAAAGUUGUCUUCCUCGUACCAUCUCAUGCCUACUUCCGAAGCUGUUAUAUCUAAAGUUAAUAGUAUAAUUCAUUAACUUCUUUGUACAAUAUUUGUUAACCAAAUGACAAAGCAAAAGUUUAACUAGAUAAAUAAAUAUUAUUAUGAAAUGAUGCAAAAUUUUUAUCAGAUGCAAAAUCUACAAUGUUUCGUGAAUUCUCGAUUUUAAUUAUGUGUGUAUAAGUUUACAAGGAGAUUUUUUUAUUUGUAUUUGUACCAAUAAACUGUCGACUUAUAUUUUAUGAGUUGUGUUAUCAAGUUGUUGGUGCAAAAGUUGCGAGUAAGUAAACGCGCUUGACCUGUGACGUAAGGCCACAGGACUUAUUAUAAUGAAUUUGUUGGAUCUAAGGAUGGAGAAAAUAAAUAUUAUUUGAUCACU
Spodoptera littoralis (African cotton leafworm) is the source of this 6713-nucleotide messenger RNA. The record is from the annotation of a GenBank genome assembly. Lineage: Eukaryota; Metazoa; Arthropoda; Insecta; Lepidoptera; Noctuidae.